CACUUUACUUUUACAUAUACAAACCCACAGAAAACGACUUUUACUCUCGCAAACGUGAAUCUCUCUACUCUCUUUUUAUCGUCACAUACACUUUUCGUGAUUCAACUUUCUUCGUGGCCGAGCCAUUGCAACAACAUUUCCAAUUCAACAUUCAUUUCGAAUUUAAUCACUUCACUCUUUCCAAAUCAAACUAAAAUCGAUAAUUGUAAAUAAAAACGAAGAUUCUCUGCUUAUUUCAAACAAGUACCAGCUUUGUUGAUAAUUGUCGGUGAUGUCAUAAAUACAAAGUUAAGGAGAUUCAGAAAAGAAAAAAAAAAACGGCAUAAAAUGGGAGCUGCUGUGUUGCCUGAUACAGCAGUUUUGGGAGCAGUUCUUAAACGCUAUCCCUUUGUUCCAAGGCACCGUUUUACCCGUGGAAUAUCUUCAACUUUGUCAGUAAGAAACAGAAGUUAUUCCGUUGCUGACAAGAGGAUCUUCAAAUCAGCGCACAUAGUUUUUUCACACAAUAAUGGUGAUGACAUGUUUACAGAUAUAGUUGUUGAUCAAGAUUUAGGGAAAAAUGAAGUUCUGGGAAUAGAAGAUGAAUUAAUAGCAGCCAAGAAAUCUCUUUCAGAAGCACAAGACAGACAAGAGGCUAUAGAGAAGGAGAGAGAUCAAUUGCUUGAAGAACUUGCACGCUCUGAGGCUAGAAAACAGGAGUACAGCGCCGCCAUUUUACACGACAAAGAAGUAGCUAUAAGAGAGCUUGAGGCUGCCAAAUCUCUUUUCCAGAAAAAUCUGGAGGAAUCUGUUGAAGAGAAGUUCUCUCUGCAAUCUAAGCUGGUCCUUGCUAAAUCAGAUGCUGUUGAUCUUGCAGUGCAGGUUGAAAAGUUAGCAGAGGCUGCUUUCCAGCAGGCAACUUCUCAUAUACUACAAGAUGCUCAAUUCAGAAUUUCAUCUGCUGAAACCACAGCCGCUGAAGCAGCUCAUCAGAUCGAAAAGCAAAUUAAGGAUGCGACUGAGGGUACAAUAUCGUCCAUUGUGGAGAAGUCAAAACAUGCUAUAGAAAGGGCUUUAGCUGUGGCAGAGGAAGCAGGUGAACAUGCAAAGGAAGCCAUGGAAACAUUUAUUGAUGGUACAUCUCCAUUUACGGAAAUUACCUCUGUCCAGGUAGAAAAUAUCAAGUUACAAGGAAUGUUAAGUGAUUUAGAAUCUCAGAUGAUGGUUGCGAGAAAUGAGGUUGCUAGAUUGAACAUAGAAUUGGAGCACACCAGACAACAGGUGAAGGCAUUUGAACAAAGAGCCAUUGAUGCGGAGAAAGCUUUGCUUGAUCUUCAAGAGUCACACAGGAAAACCACUUUACAGCAAGAGGAGGAGAUGAAGUCAUUAAUGGAGAAAAUGAGAAAAGAUGUGGCAGACAAGACGAAGGCAAUUUCCAAGGCUUUUAAGACUGACUUGAAAAACAUAAAGGCUACUAUUGAAGCUUCAAAAGAAGUAGUCGUCAGUAAAGAUAAUGCCUACCUCAGAAGAUGUGCAGCACUGCAGAGGUCAUUGAUGACAUCAGAAGAUGCUCUGAAGAUGUGGAAACAGAGAGCUGAAAUGGCUGAAGCAUGGCUAAUGAAAGAAAGAAAACUAGACGUAGAAGAUGAAGAUUCAAUAUAUGCUGUUAAUGGUGGGAGGAUAGAUCUUUUGACGGAUGUUGAUUCUCAAAAAUGGAAACUACUGAGUGACGGUCCUCGUAGAGAUAUACCUCAGUGGAUGGCAAGAAGGAUUAAGGCUGUCAUUCCUAAAUUUCCACCAAAAAAGACUGAUGUAGCUGAAGCAUUAACAUCGAAGUUCAGAUCCUUGGAGUUGCCUAAAGCCGAUGAAGUAUGGUCUAUUGCUCGAGAAAAGCCGAAGGAAGGGGAUGCUUUAAUUGAACAUGUUUUCGAAAGAGAAACAAUUGAGAAGAAGCGGAAGGCCUUGGAGCGUGCUCUUCAACGGAAGACUAUAAAGUGGGAGAAAGCCCCUGAACAAAAAAUACUAGAGCCAGGAACAGGAACAGGACGAGAGAUUGUGUUUCAAGCUUUUAACUGGGAGAGCUGGAGAAGGCAAUGGUACCAGGAGUUGGCAUCUAAAGCUGCUGAUUUAUCUAAAUGUGGGGUGACUGCAGUGUGGCUGCCGCCACCAACAGAAUCUGUUGCCGCUCAAGGUUACAUGCCUUCUGAUCUUUACAACUUGAAUUCAUCGUAUGGUUCUGUGGAAGAACUUAAAUAUUGUAUAGAGGAAUUGCAUACUCACGAUCUGCUGGCCUUGGGAGAUGUUGUACUUAACCAUCGAUGUGCACAUAAACAGAGUCCAAAUGGUGUUUGGAACAUUUUCGGUGGUAAACUAGCAUGGGGACCUGAAGCAAUUGUAUGUGAUGAUCCGCAUUUUCAGGGGCGUGGAAAUCCUUCAAGUGGGGAUAUCUUCCAUGCUGCACCAAAUAUUGAUCAUUCUCAGGAAUUUGUCCGAAAAGAUAUCAAGGAAUGGUUGAACUGGCUUCGCAGUGAUAUAGGGUUUGAUGGAUGGCGGCUUGACUUUGUAAAAGGCUUCUCAGGCACAUAUGUAAAAGAAUAUAUCGAAGCAUCAAAUCCUGUAUUUGCCAUUGGAGAAUAUUGGGACAGCUUGUCUUAUGAACAUGGAAGUUUAUGCUACAACCAAGAUGCUCAUCGGCAACGGAUUGUUAAUUGGAUCAAUGCGACCGGUGGUACUUCAUCUGCAUUUGAUAUCACUACAAAGGGGAUACUUCAUUCCGCUCUGCACAAUGAAUAUUGGAGAAUGAUAGACCCUCAAGGGAAACCAACAGGAGUUAUGGGAUGGUGGCCUUCUCGUGCUGUCACAUUCUUAGAGAACCAUGAUACAGGGUCCACACAAGGCCACUGGCCAUUCCCACGAGAUAAGCUGAUGCAGGGAUAUGCAUAUAUCUUGACUCAUCCUGGAACUCCUGUUAUAUUUUAUGACCAUUUCUAUGAUUUUGGCAUCCAUGAUGUAAUAACCGAGUUGAUUGAGGCACGGAGACGGGCUGGGAUCCAUUGUCGGAGCUCUAUCAAGAUAUACAAUGCAAACAAUGAAGGAUACGUAGCUCAAGUUGGUGAUUCACUAGUAAUGAAGCUUGGGCAGUUUGAUUGGAAUCCUUCAAAGGAGAACCGUUUGGAAGGGAGCUGGCAGAAGUUCGUUGACAAAGGAUCAGAUUACCAAGUUUGGUUGAGACAAUAAUUUAAUGCCAAUUCCGUAGACAUGGCUGGAAACUAAAAGUAGUUUCAAUGUCGCUCAUUCAUAGAAGGAAAAGAGAAUCAUUUUGUCAUGCAACUGUAGCUCUUUUCUUUGAUGAAAACUAAAAGAACCUUCAACAUAUAACAUUUAUUGAAGGAACAAUUUGCAGAAUAUAGCCUAUGAUAAGCAAAUUGAAAUUGUCACUAGCAUUGUUGAUUUAUAUUCGUAAAAUUUGACAUUGCUGUAGCAAGGCUCAGAAACAAAUGAAGUGAACUCAUCUUGCCAUGUGCAUUGGCAUCUUCAUUAAAAAGUUAUGUAACUUGGGUACAUUUCCAGUCCUAGUGUAGGCAAAUGAUAGUUGUGUGGAACAAAUACAAACAGCCAACAUCACAUUA
Molecule: messenger RNA, 3608 nt
Organism: Medicago truncatula (barrel medic)
Lineage: Eukaryota; Viridiplantae; Streptophyta; Magnoliopsida; Fabales; Fabaceae
Exons: 16
Coding region: 328-3216 (962 amino acids)
Biological process (GO): carbohydrate metabolic process
Molecular function (GO): alpha-amylase activity; calcium ion binding
Source: RefSeq, a predicted model, not a curated record